This is a messenger RNA of Aegilops tauschii subsp. strangulata, 1637 nucleotides long. Its product is annotated as putative F-box protein At2g02030. The record is from RefSeq and is a predicted model, not a curated record. Gene Ontology annotation, molecular function: protein binding. NCBI's taxonomy places the organism in Eukaryota, Viridiplantae, Streptophyta, Magnoliopsida, Poales, Poaceae.
UUAGAUUAGAAACUGGUCUGAACUCUGAAGGAGUUACUCGCCGCGUCUUUUCAGUUCACUGGACUCGACGGAGCACCAUGCCAGACAGGAGUGGCGCAACCCUGUUCAAGGACCUGCCCGAGGAGAUCAUCAACAAGAUACUCGUCCUGUUGGCGUCCAAGGACGUCGGCCGCUGUCGAGUUGUGAACACAUCAUGGCGUAGUGCUACAUCCACACCUGAAUUCAUGCUCCAACACCACCGGCGCCAGCCGUCACUCCCCAUUGUCGAUGGGCUGGGACGGCCUGCCAAUCAUGUCGUCUUGGGCGACGCCGGUGCUGGUGCUUCCAAUCAACAGCUUUGGCCUUUCCCCUUAGGCUCGAAACGCCGUUUCGAGGAUCAGCUCAAAGGCGUCUGUGAUGGCUUCCUUAUCAUUUAUCGGGGACACAAAUUCUACAUCUGCAAUCCGGUUACCCGCAAGCAUGCUCUCCUACCACAGCCUCAAGUUGGGCAAGGCAUCCACAAUAUCAUGAUCGGUUUAUACCGGCACCAUCCAACUGGAGAAUACAGGGUUCUCUGGGUCUCACGGUCACAUCAGACGUCUGAAUCCAGCUUAUAUGUUCUCACAGUGGGAUCCAACAGGCCAAGGUGCAUCAGCGUCACAAUGCCAACAGUCUCAUCAUCUUCCGCAGAAGAGAAGUUAUGGAACAAGUUGCACUCUUCAUCUGACCGUUCAUCACCCGUACACUACAAUGGCAGCCUGCACUGGCAUUCUUAUGACAAACGUGAAAUUACAGGAGGUGGUGGAGAUAUUAUUGUGUACGACACAGAAACAGAGUCAUUCCGGUGGAUGCGCAGUCCCACCCAGCCCUGCCGUUAUAGGAAGUUGUUCGACAUGGAGGGGACGCUUGCUUGGUGUGGCGGCUCGGUUUCCAAGUCCACUUCUAUGGAUGUCUGGGUGAUGCAGGAUUACGAGGCUGAAAUAUGGGCUUUUAAGUACCGGAUUGACUUGUCAACGGUGGAGGCAUCAAGACAACUUUAUUUAACUUCUUUAAAAAAGAAAAAGAGUAGACCUCUCGAAUAUGCAGUGCAAUUGUUUAAUGAUAUGGCUGUGCUAAACGAGCGUGAGCUGCUGAUCUGGUUUAACAACAAAUAUGUGUUGCGCUGUGAUAUUGAUGGCAAGUUCUUAGGUAUUGUGAACAUUGGAAAGAGUCAGUAUCGCAUGUGGCUUACCCACCUCCGCCUCAAAGAGAGCAUUGUUCCAAUUCCAGGCCAUAAGAUGCAAGAGGAUGAGGAGCCUCCAUUCUCCACAGGGCAUGUCUGAAUGAUGAUGAUUCCUGGUUUGCUUUGCUACCACUUAGAUCAUAUCUUCUGUUCUUAGCUCUUCUUACUUAGUAGUACUAGAAGACCAGCAGUAGAACAUGCCAUUUUGGAUGGUUGCAGUAGCACCUGUGAUGUUAUCAUUUGGUGUGUAUUAUGAUGUGCUGAAUAUCCUUUUAAUGUUCUGAAGUAUGAAGUAUCGAUCUAUGAUAUUAGAACCUUUCAUUACUGCUCCUCCCUGCCUCCCAAAUUUGCAUUAGUUUCAUCGCGGUUAAGAUGCACAAGUGACAUUUUUAAUACUAGAAAUUCAGUCUUUCUUUUACUGCAAGAUGAGACGUUC